GGCGGCCUCGGCGGUGGAUUGAGCGGGUCUGAUCGAGGUUCCCAGAGGGCUGCGCGCCCCGGCUGCUCGGUGCUGUCAUGGCGGGCGUGCUGAAGAAGACUACUGGCCUUAUGGGAUUGGCUGUAUGUGAGAGUCCACACGAGAGGCUAAAAAUAUUGUAUGCAAAGAUUCUUGAUGUUCUUGGACAAAUCCCUAAAAAUGCAGCAUAUAGAAGGUACACAGAACAGAUUACAAAUGAGAAGUUGAGUAUGGUUAAAGCGGAACCAGAUGUUAAAAAAUUAGAAGAGCAACUUCAGGGUGGCCAAAUAGAAGAGGUGAUUCUUCAGGCUGAAAAUGAACUAAGUCUGGCGAGGAAAAUGAUACAGUGGAAACCAUGGGAGCCUUUAGUGGAAGAGCCUCCUGCCAACCAAUGGAAAUGGCCAAUAUAAACAUCAUUAAGUGACCUGUGUGUUGAUGGGAAACUGAUGUAAUUAAAUAUUCUGUUAUAUUAAAAAUGUUUCCAUAUUAUUAACAUAAUCAAGAAAAUUGAUACCAAACAUAUUUAGGAGACUUGUUAAACUUGGUGAGAAUGGUAAUAAGGACUUGUGAAACAGUUUUUAAUUUAUAAAACAUUCAUUCAGAUUAUUUCAGAGAUGAUAUUUUUUUAAACAGAGAGGAUAUGGGGAAGUUUGGAAAGUUAAUUGGGAAACUUCCUAGAGAUUUUCAAUGCAGGGUCCAUAUUCAAAAGGUGAAGUAUUUUUAGUGGUAUCUUCACAUUGUUUAAUUUUUUUUAUCCUGAAAAAAAAGAAAAGGUACUUUAUUAUUAUUAUUUGAACAACUUUAUAGGUCACUGAAGUGAAAUAGUAAGAGUAAAAACCAUCAAAUUAGAAUUUAUUGUACAGUUGAGAAAAUUUGGUAUUGGAAAGAGUUUUUUUUAAUUUAUAGAGGUAGUUGGAUAAACUUACUUUUUUCUUAUUUAAGGAAGUUAUCUUUCUGGCCCUUUGCCUUUGUUUUUUGAUCAACCAAAGUACAUCAAGAUAAAGAUAGAAUUUCUGUAAAAGAAGAGACAUUCAGAGUUUCUAAAGUUUCUAAAGACAUACAGAUAGGCUUGUUUUGAGAACAUCUUAGUUGUAUGGUUAUAACUUCAAAGUGGAAUCACUAAGUAGUUUUCACUAAUUUCCAAUAUUAGUGCAGCUAGAUAUCAAACAAGAUAAAUGCUGUUCAAAGAAAGAAGCAGUUUGGCAAGUUUAAGGGUAAACAAAAAUAAAAUUACUUUUUAUAUGUCCUCACCUUCUAGCCUGCUAUCACUUUUAAAUAUUUGGCUAAAUUUGGUAUUUCUUACCUUCAAAGAUAGUACUUUUGCUUUUUUGUGUGUGUAUUUUUACAUCUGCAUAAUGUGUUUUUGCUGUCUCCUGUAACAAAACAGAGCCUUUCAGAAUUUUUAGAAUGAGUAGAAAAUUAUAUUUUUCUUUUUCUGCAGUAUAUUUCUCCCUUCAUAGAGCUGUAAAUUGAAUGUUAAAUGAAUUGGAUUGAGUUGCUUUUUAGCAGUCAUAUUGCAAGAGAAACUUCUUUGGGGAAGUGGGAAAAGCAUUAGAGGGAGAGUCAAGUCCAGGGGUUCUCAUUCCCAUGGUUCCAGCACCAUCAUGAACUCAGUGACGAAGUGGAGACAAGUUGUCAGUCUCUCAGAAUGGCCUGUUUAUAUCCUUCUCUGUAAAAGGUAAAAUGUAUGAUUUAUAACUUCCUUUUCAGUUCUAACCAUUGCUUUAAUAUAUAAUACAUAGUAUUUAUUAAGGUCAAAACGUAUGAUCUCAAAGCAUGUUUGCAUAGAUGCUUUCAAGCUAAUUUUCUAGCCAACAAUUUUUUUCAGGUCCUUUUGGCACAUGAAAACAGAAAGGUGGCUUGAUACGUACUUUCAUCUCCACUUCUCCCAUAGUCCUUGGGCGUCUUUUAUAUUUCACCAACAGAGCUCCUGUGGCUAUUAGUAAAAGGGGGCCUUCUAUGAUGUUUGCGUUAGAAAUGCUAGUUGAAUAGCAAUGCUAGUCACAGUAACAAUAAUAACUAAUGUUUGUAAUAUUUGCCAGACACUUAGUUCUAAGUAUUUGACUGCCAUUACUCGGUGAAUCUGCACUACAACCGUAAGAGUGAGGUCCUGCAAAUCAUCUCCAUUUUUCCAGAUAAGGAAACGAGAAUUCAGUUGUGAGUAGUGCUCCCCUGCAAUUAGGCAACAUAGGGACCCUGGAGAAACUGAAGCACAAAGACAAUGUAAUAACACGCCCAAUGUCACAUAGUAAGACGUGGAGCUAAAUUUUGAGCCUAGACAGCCUUGCUCCAGCACUCAUUCUCCUAACCAUUAUAUUACUCUUUAUGCGUAGCUUGGGGUGCUGUCCCUCCUGCCUGUACUGUAUGGGCUGCACCAGAAGAACCUAGAUCUGCUUCUUGACUUUUUCUAUCAAAGUACCUAUAAAUAAGAACAAAUAUGAACAGAAGUAAUAAACUGAAUUUCAUUUUGCAUGGAAGUCUUCUUAUGGAUCAUAGGCAGAUAAUGUCAGGGGGUGGGUGCCUGAAAGGCACUGCUGUGAGGGCCAUCAUUCUUCUACACUUCCUGUUAUUCCAGCUGCCCAUGUCAUCUUACAGCUGACUUUUUAGGCCUGCAGAUGUUUUCCAGGUGCUUCCUAUAAACUUCCAGAUUAAAUUUUCCUGAUCUUUUGCAGCUAAUUCUUCUGUUUAAAGAUCUUCAGUGUUGCUGAGUGGUUUCUAGACUAAUUUGAGUAAUUUUCAGAAUGGCCCAUUGCAGUCUCCCUAGGCUCCUCAUAUGUUUCAUUCAAGUUAAUCAUCAUACUCCAGACACCUCAAAAGAAAUAGGAGCUAAUCAGUUUGAGCUUUGCAAACAAAGAAGAAAGUGGCAGCAAAGUGAUGCUCCCUUUGUCCUAUCUGUGAACUGAGUGUACAGUAUUCCAAGUUUUUGGCAUUCUUUCCUUUGGGAAGAAAAUGGUUUAUAUGUAGGAUAACUGUACUUUUUCAUUCAAUAUGUAAUGAUUUUGAGAGUGAAGGGAAGUAGAUAAGAAUAACAGAUAUAAACCAUGACUAUCCUGGACACACAGGAUAUGGCUCAGCCUGAGGGAUGCUCACCUUUUUAGGCCAGGAGCACUUGGGAAGUUGUCUGCCAUCUGGAUAGAGAGGAUGUGAUGCCAGCAGAGGCAGCCAUCAUGUACUUGCAGACCCCAGGUGUCACUGUGCCUCUUCAUUCUCCGUUAUUCCACCCCUUGGCGCGCUUUCCCUCAGAAUUGGGGAUGGAAGUUUGUUUUAUUUCCUUUUCUAAUCCUAAAGUGCAGUUGGAAAAGUGAAGCUAAUUGAGCUUUUUUGUUGUUAUAAUGCAAAGCAGGUUUAUUUUCAAAGCAGGGAGGAAUAGGAUACUAGAUAAAAAGGAAAGGAGUCUUCUGUCAAAUCUGUCAAGUGGAGAUCAAGAUUCUUUUUUAUAUUUUCACUGUAAAAAGGCAGCUUAUGUUAUUGGGAUGCUGGUAGGGGUGGGGCGAGCAAACUGUCAGCCUCUGCACAGGGUCCCUGAGGGCUGCCUGGCCCACCUUUGCAAAGUGGGAUGCAGGGCUUCUUCUCCCUGGUUUACCCCACCGGUCAGCCUGCCUCUCACUCGGGUCCAAUCUGCUCCCUCAGCUCCACGUGGGUCUUGUCACCAGAUUCUUCAGGAGCUACCUUUGGGACCUACUAGGAUGGGAAGAUGUGCUGUGUUACCUUCAGAAGUUAAGUCUCUACCUGCUGCAGUAGGCUUUUCAAAUGGGCAUGGCCUAGCAAACAUUUACCAAACAUUUGCUUUUCUAUAUCCUUGUGAAUUGCCUUCCUCCCCUUUGAAGUCUUAAACCACUACCCGCAACAUCCUCUUUUGUCUUUAGCUGAAGAUGGUAUUUAAUGUGAGAUUUUCGGCCAAUUUGGUGAAUGACUCAGUUCUCCUUGGCCUCUCCCGUGUUUACGUGUAAUUAAAAUUUGAAUGAUUUUCUCUUGUUAA
Messenger RNA from Camelus dromedarius (Arabian camel), 3997 nucleotides. RefSeq names its product NADH:ubiquinone oxidoreductase subunit A5 (gene NDUFA5). The transcript is spliced from 5 exons. Lineage: Eukaryota; Metazoa; Chordata; Mammalia; Artiodactyla; Camelidae. The record is from RefSeq and is a predicted model, not a curated record. Gene Ontology annotation, biological process: respiratory electron transport chain. The coding region runs from base 78 to 428 and encodes 116 amino acids.